This is a messenger RNA of Chlorocebus sabaeus (green monkey), 1148 nucleotides long. The record is from RefSeq and is a predicted model, not a curated record. NCBI's taxonomy places the organism in Eukaryota, Metazoa, Chordata, Mammalia, Primates, Cercopithecidae.
UGUGUUGUUACAACUUUUAUUUUGACUUCUAAGAUGGAAUUGUCAGCCACCUGAAGAAGCAGGCAGGACCAGCUUCAGUGCCUCUCAGGACUGAGGAAGAAUUUAAGAAAUUCAUUAGUGAUAAAGAUGCAUCUGUAGUAGGUUUUUUCGAUGAUUUAUUCAGUGAAGCUCACUCUGAGUUCCUAAAAGCAGCCAGCAACUUGAGGGAUAACUACCGAUUUGCACAUACGAAUGUUAAGUCUCUGGUGAACGAGUAUGAUGAUAAUGGAGAGGGUAUCAUCUUAUUUCGUCCUUCACAUCUGACUAACAAGUUUGAGGACAAAACUGUGGCAUACACAGAGCAAAAAAUGACCAGUGGCAAAAUUAAAAAGUUCAUCCAGGAAAACAUUUUCGGUAUCUGCCCUCACAUGACAGAAGACAAUAAAGAUUUGAUACAGGGCAAGGACUUACUUAUUGCUUACUAUGAUGUGGACUAUGAAAAGAAUGCUAAAGGUUCCAACUACUGGAGAAACAGGGUAAUGAUGGUGGCAAAGAAAUUUCUGGAUGCUGGGCACAAACUCAACUUUGCUGUAGCUAGCCGCAAAACCUUUAGCCAUGAACUUUCUGAUUUUGGCUUGGAGAGCACUGCUGGAGAGAUUCCUGUUGUUGCUAUCAGAACUGCUAAAGGAGAGAAGUUUGUCAUGCAGGAGGAGUUCUCGCGUGAUGGGAAGGCUCUGGAGAGGUUCCUGCAGGAUUACUUUGAUGGCAAUCUGAAGAGAUACCUGAAGUCUGAACCUAUCCCAGAGAGCAAUGAUGGGCCUGUAAAGGUAGUGGUAGCAGAGAAUUUUGAUGAAAUAGUGAAUAAUGAAAAUAAAGAUGUACUGAUUGAAUUUUAUGCUCCUUGGUGUGGUCACUGUAAGAAUCUGGAGCCCAAGUAUAAAGAACUUGGAGAGAAGCUCAGCAAAGACCCAAAUAUCGUCAUAGCCAAGAUGGAUGCCACAGCCAAUGAUGUGCCUUCUCCAUAUGAAGUCAGAGGUUUUCCUACCAUAUACUUCUCUCCAGCCAACAAGAAGCUAAAUCCAAAGAAAUAUGAAGUAAGUGAAUUGUCCCAUAUCCCCACAAAUACAUACACAGACAUAAACACACACUCUUAAACAUAGUUCUUUAAU